Australozyma saopauloensis is the source of this 2430-nucleotide messenger RNA. Its product is annotated as putative zinc metalloprotease. Lineage: Eukaryota; Fungi; Ascomycota; Pichiomycetes; Serinales; Metschnikowiaceae. The record is from RefSeq and is a predicted model, not a curated record. The transcript has a single exon. Gene Ontology annotation, molecular function: carboxypeptidase activity. The coding region runs from base 1 to 2430 and encodes 809 amino acids.
AUGCCAUUUGUGCCCCAGCAUAUGCUGCUACCUACAGAACCUCCAGGCUAUCUGAGCGAAAACGCUCCAAAUCCUCCCACAGUGAUGGAAACUUUCGAGUUGGACGAAACGAAUGUGAAUCCCCCUCUGAAAUACGGCCAUUUAUUCGGCAAAAUCGCCGCAGCGUCACGCAUAUCAAUUGAAAAAUUCAACCGUUCGGUCGUGAGCCCUAUUAUGCGGGCCAUUGGUCCUGUAAGAGAAGGUGUAGCCUAUUUGGACAGAACCUAUGAGCUGGUGAUAAUCAAACUUGGGAACCCAUUAGUAGUAAAAAGACUCAUCUAUGUGAUGUUUGUGGUAGUUCUCAUGAAUUCUUUGUAUUAUGCGGAACGCAAUGAUAGCGUGAAAGGUGUAAGUGGUGGUGGAUUCACUGAUGGGAAACUUUUCGACAUCGACUUGCUAGCAAGUAAUCUCCGACAGUAUAUUGAUCCGCUGGUGCUUAAGGAGAAUAUCGAAUAUGUGAGCUCGGUACUGCGGUUUCCUGGAAGCGUAGGCGACCUAGCCUUGGCGCGGUACGUCCAAACGUAUUACACUAAUAACGGUAUCAAGACAGCUUACAUUGGCGAACACAAGGCAUACAUAAAUUAUCCUGUGGCAGAAGGAACGUAUCUUAAACUUUCCGAUGGAUCUUUCGAAGCUUCUCUUGGCCAAGGUGACAAUAUUCAACAGCUAGCAUUUAAUCCUGGCGCGCUCGGUACAAGUGAGGAAAUCGAAGCGCCCUAUGUUUUUGCCAAUUUUGGCAGUGAAGCAGAUUUUCUGCGUCUUUCUUCUGCUGACGUUUCGUUGGAUGGCUGUAUUGUUCUUCUCAAGUAUGGAGGCUCCCUUCCUGAGUCGUUAAAGGUGUCUAUGGCUUUUCGCAUGGGUGCCAAAGCUGUAGUGUUCGUUACUUCUCCUACUGAAUGGACAGGUGCCACAAAUGAGGAAUACAUCAAUAAGAAAGGUGUGGGUAAAACUCGCUUCAGUCCCGGUAAUCUAUUGGACCCUUCGUGGGAACCCCAACUGAAAUUGAAACCUAAUCUCGAUUGGAACGCUUCCGGAGCAACCCCUAAGAUUCCUACCAUCCCUAUAUCAUGGAAGGAUGGUAGCCAUUUGAUCGACCAAUUGAAGAACUCGGGAAUUCAAUUUGACGAUGGGCCAUUCUCAGGUACCCCUGCUACUAGCAAGAAAUUGAAACUCAGCAUUAAGCUCGAAGAGCGCCCUGAGCAACCUAUUUGGGAUGUAGUUGGAACAAUUAAGGGUCGUGAACAAUCUUCGAAGGGUGUCAUUUUCGGUGCUUCUCGUGACUCUGUCUGUAACGGAGCAUCUACCUCUGCAACAAGCACAGCAGUCUUAUUAGAACUUGUGAAGGUGUUCACUUCUCUACAGCGCCAAUAUGAAUGGUCGCCUAGUAGAACCAUCUAUUUUGUUUCCUUUGAUGCGACGGAUUACAACCUUGCUGGUUCAUCAAUGUGGGUAAAUAAGGGAAAGAAGGAAUUGCUCAAUCAGGGAUAUACAUACAUCGAUGUUAAUGAUAUCCACGUGGGAGAUAUUUUAUCUGUGGUGGCGAACCCGCUCUUACAUGACGUAAUCAUGGAGGAAAUGAGCAAGGUAGUGAUCAAAUCAGAACAUUUUCAGGGUUCGCAGAACUUGUUUCAGCUUUACGCCCUGCAACAUGACGGCAAGACAGACUUCCCAAGCAAUUUCCUCGAGAACAAGAACUACGUGCCUUUUGUCAAUACUCUUAAUAUUCCUUCGAUGGACAUCGGUUUCCGGGCCCCCAAUGGAAUGGACCAGCCUUUGCAAUCCUGCUUAGAUCUGUUCGAAAACUUGAACACAAACUUAGACGGCCGUAUGGAACAUCAAGUGGCCAUUGUUGAACUUUUUGCUCGCUUGGGCUUGCGUUUAGCAGAAGAGCCGAUGAUCCCCUUCAAUUUCAAUCGUUUUGCCAAUCACAUGGUCAGAUUUAAGGACGAUCUCCAAAAAGUGAUUGAUGAGGAGGACCGUAUGCAUGGUAUUAGCUUGAGUGACCUAAAUCGUGGAGUCACCAAACUUCUCCAAGGAGCUCAGAGCCUUGAAGAAUUCAAGAAAGACUGGAAAGAGUUUCUUCAAAAUUCGGACGCAAUGGAACCAGUGAUGUUGGCAAACACACGUCGGUACACAAAUGAGAAUGUGGUUGCAUUCAACCGCUUGUUUGUCGGAAAGGAAGAGAGAGGCUCAAGACCGGGCUACAAUAAUUUCUUGACUGGCACGACAUUUUUCGCACCACAAUCACUGGACAACCAGCAUGAAUGGAGCUCGUUUCCAUUUGUUCGGGAUGCCAUUCUGAUAGGCGAUCCAAGAGCUGCUGUUGCUGAGUUAGAGAGAUUGGGGCUCGCAUUGGCAGAGGGUGCUGCAUUAAUAAUGACUUAUGGAUAA